AAGAAAGAACUGACGUUGUGAUUGUGUGCCAAGAAAAAGAAAACGUCAGUCGGGUUUCAGUGCAUCAGUGCAUUUGCUUAAGAAGAAGCUAGCUCUGGAAGCUAGAGACUUAUUAAGAAAUGAAGAAAUAUCGCAUUAAAACAGCAGGAAAUGUUUUUUAAUAGUCUAACGCAUGAUCAAACGCAAAGUCUAGUAUGUGAUGUCUUCUCUUGAUUUAUUGGUAUCUCUUUGUGUGAUUCGUAUCGAGAUCAGCGACUUUGAUCUUUUAGAGGGCGAAGCUGCCAUGGAUAAAAAUACAAGAAAAAUGCGAGGUUCUCGCGAACCUAGAGACAUAACAAUAGAAACUUAUUCAGGCUCCAAAGAAAGACCUCUGCCACUUCUCUCUCAGAGUUCUCGAACAUCGAGUAAAUCACAGUCAACAUCAAGAGAAAACUCAGAAGAAAAGUCAUGCCUAUCCGCAGCUACGUCAUUAAAUAAUAUGGAAGGAGCUGCAGCUUGCAAUAUACCCGAUCAAAUUAGUUUUAUCUCAGGCAAUCCUUUCGUCGAGGUUACUAAGGGUAUUUUGCACCUUUUCAAAGAGAAUACACUAACAGAAAUGCAUUCUGCUGCUGAGCGAAGCAGUACAAUCUGCAUAUUGUCUGUUCCUGCAACUAUGACAUGUCAUGACUUGAUGAAUUUUACAGCUGCAUGUCAUCAAGAUAUCCAGUAUUUUAGGAUCAUCAGAGAUGGGAAUCCUAAUCAGUACAUGGCUUUGUUGACAUUUCGCUCAUCAGCUGCAGCUAGUGAAUUUUAUGAAACCUACAAUGGAGCUCCUUACAAUUCUUUAGAACCAGAAGUAGUUUGUCAUUUGGUUUUUGUUUCAAAUGUUGAAACUGCUGAUAAUGGAUUACCUCUAGCUGGCCACACUGAAUUACCAUCCUGUCCUGUAUGUCUUGAGAAAAUGGAUGAAAGUGUUGAUGGAAUCUUAACAAUUUUAUGUAAUCAUACUUUUCAUGCUGGUUGUCUUGUAAAAUGGGGAGACACAUCAUGUCCUGUUUGUCGUUACGUUCAAACUCCAGAACCCAUUGCAGAUAGUCAUUGCAUGGAGUGUGAUUCAGAAGUAACAAAUGAAGCUCUUUGGAUUUGUUUAAUUUGUGGUCAUAUUGGCUGUGGUAGGUAUGACCAAAGUCAUGCUUUUGAGCACUAUAGGGAUACUCACCAUUGUUAUGCCAUGGAGUUGGGACAAAACAGAGUCUGGGAUUAUGUUGGUGAUCAUUGGGUCGAUAGGUUAUUACAAAACAAAGAUGGUAAAAUGGUUGAAGGUGGUCAAGAACCUGCUAAAGGUGGUAGAGCAGCUGUUGAUGAAAAAGUAGAUUCUGUACAGUUAGAAUUCACAUAUUUAUUAACUUCACAACUGGAAACCCAACGAGAGUAUUUCGAAGAGAAACUGGCGCAAUUUGAGCAAAGAACUUGCGCAGAGACAGUAGAAUUAAGAGAAAAAGUCGAACGUCUGACGGAGGAAAAUACGAGAAUAAAGAAUCAAUUAACAGUGCUUACCCGUGAAAAACAAGCACUCGAGAAAAAGCUGCAGAACUCGAGCACGAAAUUAUCCCAAGCACAAUCUCAAUUGGCCGAAGAAAAAGAGCUGAGGCAGGCCCUUCAACACAAUCAAGCUUCUUGGCAGGCGAAACACAAGAAAUUACAAGACGAGAUGAACGAGUACAAAGAGAAAAAAGAAUCUGAAUCGAGCGAUUUGCAAGAACAAAUUCGUGAUCUGAUGUUCUUCUUGGAAGCCCAAAAGCAGAUUGAAAAUUCAGCAGAGAAAGAGGAGAUUGCUUCAGGACGUAUCGUGAUAGGACCAGGUUCAACUCCCACCAAGACAACCACACCAAAGAGUAAAAAUAAAAAAGAUAAAAAACACUGAAUUGUCAUAUGCUACACUGUGAAUGUACUCUUGUAAAAUACUUUUUAUUUUAACUUAUAAAGACGGUUGUAAAAUACUAGAUUUUUAUUCUUAAAGAAUUAUUAAAAAAACAGACAUUUAAUU
Molecule: messenger RNA, 2026 nt
Organism: Phymastichus coffea
Lineage: Eukaryota; Metazoa; Arthropoda; Insecta; Hymenoptera; Eulophidae
Product: BRCA1-associated protein
Exons: 6
Coding region: 200-1903 (567 amino acids)
Biological process (GO): protein ubiquitination; Ras protein signal transduction
Cellular component (GO): cytoplasm
Molecular function (GO): zinc ion binding; ubiquitin protein ligase activity; nucleic acid binding
Source: RefSeq, a predicted model, not a curated record